This is a messenger RNA of Microstroma glucosiphilum, 1067 nucleotides long. RefSeq lists its product as hypothetical. Bases 83 to 865 code for a protein of 260 amino acids. The transcript is spliced from 3 exons. NCBI's taxonomy places the organism in Eukaryota, Fungi, Basidiomycota, Exobasidiomycetes, Microstromatales, Microstromataceae. The record is from RefSeq and is a predicted model, not a curated record.
UGCUCUGGUUUCUCUCAACCAAAAGCGAGACCAGAGCCGAGGAGAGCAUAUAUAAACCCUUGCUCGAGUGCUCGAAAGACUGAUGUUGGGACCAUCCCUCCACUACACUAUCACUACCCCUCCCUCUAUUCCUCAUCAAGGACACCACACUCUUUCUCAACCAACACUCUUUACAAACAUGAAGCUUACUCUGUCUUUUAUCACCCUGGCGGUCCUUGCUGCCCAGGGCCUGGCCGUCCAGGCGGCACCUAGCCGUGUAGACACUUUGGCAAAGCGUGUCCCCGGUGACAAUCUCGAAAUGAGGGCUGUCGAAGCCGCCACUAAGACCCUGACUGUCACAAAGACAAAGACGACGACUCAGGUGCAGACUAAGACCAAGACUCAGACUCUGACCAAGACCAAGACUCAGACCCAGACCCAGACUCAGACCAAGACGAUCACUACGGCUAAGGGCACAAAGACGCUUACCAACUGUGCCGCUACCAAGACUGUCACGAAGACGACCACUGCGACGGCCACCGUCACUGUUACGCCUGGCGAUGGUCAAGACAAUGGCUCUGGUGGUGACACUACCGGCUCUGGCUCUUCUACCGGCUCUGGUGACACUACCGGCUCUGGCUCCUCUACCGGCUCUGGUGACACUACCGGCUCUGGCUCUUCUACUGGCUCUGGCUCUUCUACCGGCUCUGGUGACACUACCGGCUCUGGUGACACUACUACCGGCGGAGGGGGCUCUACUACCGUCUCUGGUGACCCUACCGGCUCUGGAAAUGGUGGCUCUAACACUGGUAGUGGGAACACUGGUAGUGGGAACACUGGUAGUGAGAACACUGGUGGCAAUGAGGGGACUCCCGCCUCAGGAUAGGCGUCUAUCAGUCCACCAGAGAAAGCAUACCGUCGCGCAAGAGACCCUGUUGGCAGACAUUCAUCCUCUUUCCACCGAGGAUGCUGGAUGCGUUGGCGAGCCUGCGUUCGUUGUCCAGAGCGUUGAUUUCGUUGUCCAGAGCGUUGAUCUCACUUGUCACUCCCCCGCCGCUGAUACCCCGAAUUCGACUCUUCGCCGUGAA